Molecule: messenger RNA, 2568 nt
Organism: Panicum virgatum (switchgrass)
Lineage: Eukaryota; Viridiplantae; Streptophyta; Magnoliopsida; Poales; Poaceae
Product: pentatricopeptide repeat-containing protein At4g11690-like
Exons: 2
Coding region: 395-1627 (410 amino acids)
Molecular function (GO): protein binding
Source: RefSeq, a predicted model, not a curated record
UUUGCGGCAAGCUUUGUGGGUUGGUGGCUGGCCACAACCCGCCCCACCUGCAGUACUACGGGUGCGUGAAAGAGAUCAACUAUGCUGCAAGGUAGUACUCGACGGAGUAUUUGGUGUACUGAGCGAGUGACGUAGAAAGCUAUGCUGAACUCGACGGACCAUACACCAAGCGCGAAACUAUGCUGAACUGUCCGUCACAAGAUCUACCUUUCUUGUUUCUUCGGCCAACGCGAUUGGCGUUGGCGAGUCUGCCGGGGACGGGUUCGCGGAAUUCGUGACCCUCGCCGCGGCCCGCUGCCCCCUCCUUCCGCCGUCCGCGAGCAAUAGGCCAGAUCCCCGGAAAACGGCAGGGAAGGGCUGAAAGCUUUGAUUUGAAGGCUUCACGCGGACUCUGAUGGCGGCGACCACGGCCGCAGCCGUGCGCCGGCUCUGCGCCGCCGGCGAGGUGUGGUCGGCCCUGGCGGUGCUCGCCCGCGGGGUGAAGUCAGGCGACGCGGCGUUGGAUGUGGCCGCGUGUACCGCGCUCGUCCACGACUGCUGCCGGAGCGGUGACGUGGUGGAGGCCCGGAGGGUGUUCGACGUAAUGCAGCGCCUGGGCGUUGCCCCUAACGAGGUCACGUACACCGCGCUGAUCCACGGCUACUUUGUUCACGGGCACAGAGAAUUGGGUUUCGCCUUGUUUGAGGAGAUGAGGAGAGGCGGAGUCGAACCCAACCUCUACACCUACAACUGCUUGAUCGGGGAGUGGUGCAGGACUGGGGAGUUCGAGCGCGCCCGUCUCCUGUUCGACGAAAUGCCCGUGAAGGGCGUCGUGCGCUGUGUUGUCAGUUACAACACCCUCAUUGCGGGGUUGUGCAGGCACGGCAAGCUGAAGGAUGCCGUCCAGCUACUGGAAGCGAUGAGAAGGGAGGGUAUCCGUCCAAGCAUGGUGACGUUCAACAUUCUUGUCGAUGGCUAUGGAAAAGCUGGGAAGAUCUCCAAUGCUUUGCAUUUCUUCAACCAGAUGAAGGCAGCAGGGUUCCCACCUAGUGCAGUGACAUACAGUGCGCUCAUUGCUGGGUUCUGUCGUGUUAGAGAUAUGGCCCGGGCGAUCAGAGCUUUCUCGGACAUGAAGGAGCGUGGUUUAGCGCCUACAAAAGUGACGUACACCAUACUCAUUGAUGCAUUUGCUAAGCAAAAUGAAAUGACGAGGGCAUUCGAGAUGCUUUCAGAGAUGGAGAAGACUGGUUUGGAGGUGGAUGUGCAGAGUUAUGGUGUAAUCUUGCAUGCACUGUGCAUGGAAGGGAAGAUGAUGGAAGCCAGGAAGCUGUUUCAGUCAAUGGAAUUGAAAGGUGCCAAGCCAAAUAAUGUGAUAUAUAACAUGAUGAUCUAUGGCUAUGGGCGUCAAGGAAGCUCAUAUAAGGCUCUGAGGCUGAUCAUGGAAAUGAGGAGGAUUGGCUUGGUUCCAAACGUUGCUAGCUAUUGCCUGACAAUCCGUCUUCUCUGCAAUGAAGGGAAGUGCCAGGAGGUCGAGGCUUUGAUUAAUGACAUGGCGAGUGCUGGUCUGCAAACAAGUGAAUUCAUCCACAGAGCAUUAUUGGAGGCUAAGGCAAGAUUGGACGAUUCUACAGAUGUCCCUUUUACUUAAAGUAGUCAGGCACGUUGUUUCUGUUAUAUGCCAGGUCAUAUGUUACUAUUAAGUUAUCAUGGCAUGGGAAAUAUGAUACCCAAAAGAGCACCCCCUACAUAGGGAAGGUGUACUGAAAUCUUUCUUGUAGCAACAUUUUGGUCCUUUACUGAGCAGCUCCUUCACGACGGGCGAGAGUGGUUGGCUCCAUUUGCACAGCCGUGAAAGAUGAAGAUCCAUUUGCUGAGACAUUUUCCUGCAAGACAAAGGUCAGUACUUUUUUCUCCCUUUCAAAAGUCAAAUAUUGUUCAUGUACAGUCAGUUGAUUCGUUCUGGAAGUACGAAGUACCAAGUUUGUCAACUUUGAUUGUCCCCGUGUUCAUCAGAGGUGAAGCAUGGUCCACAGAUUUGCUGGAUGAGUUCAUGCUAUAGUCAAUGACUGCCAACCAUCUUUCAGUUUUGUUAACUGCAUGCCAUUCCCUCGGGACAACAGAAAAGCAACUAUUUCCUGUACAUACAGUAUUUUCACCUUACAAUGGUCUAUCAAAACAACAACAAAAAAGAGCAGCGGCAUGUCUAGCACAAGAUUAUUCAUUUGCGUACCGUUCUUAAAACCAUUCGUGUUACUUCAAGCAAAUGUUUUUUUGACACGUGCUUCAAGCAAAUGUAGUGCUAGGUUUGUCUUUAGUCUGUGACAAAGGUAAACGCAUAUCCGGUCAUCAUUUGUUCUUCAGGUUUGCAGUUGCCACUUGCCAGUUGCUGAAUCUGAAUGCUCUGGUGCUUCAUUUGGCUUCAGAAAUGAGAGACGACUCCGCCACGUGUCCACAUCUGAACGAUGGCAACAGUAUUAUCAUGUAACAGUUCAUUCGUGUAAAAUUUGUUAGUAGUACGAUUCUUUAUCACAGUUUAUUAUCAUGUCAUGUUGAUCGUUAUGUAAAGAUCUUGACGAGACCGGUUGUAUA